This is a messenger RNA of Besnoitia besnoiti, 6975 nucleotides long. RefSeq lists its product as uncharacterized. Bases 1 to 6975 code for a protein of 2324 amino acids. NCBI's taxonomy places the organism in Eukaryota, Apicomplexa, Conoidasida, Eucoccidiorida, Sarcocystidae. The transcript is spliced from 4 exons. The record is from RefSeq and is a predicted model, not a curated record.
AUGAUGGAAGAUCUGUUCCCUUCCCCUUGCUUCCUCCCGCCCACGCCUUCGUCUUCUUCCUCCCAGUCUGCCUUCCCGUCUGCUUCGCCGUCGCCUAUUCUUCGAAGCAAAGAAGAGCGAGCGAGCGCGGCUGCCGGAUCUCAUGCCGCCGCGAGCGGCGCCAGGGUGCAGUACCUCUCUCCCUCUGCUGCUUCUCUUCUCUCAGGAUGCUCGCCACCUCGAACACUGCUUGAGUCGGUUUCAUCCGCUCCGCCUUCUACACAAGCUGUUCAGCUAGCAGGUGAAUCCAAUGAUGCGGCGUCAACGUGCGCGGCCCCCGCGGAUGGAAGAGAGAAGUCUUUUCCCCACGGCUUCCGAGAUCAAGGCAGUGGCCUCCCGACUCGGGAGGGUCUCGCUUCGGAAGUUGUUUCAGACAACCCGAUUGCUGGUUCAUGUUCACGAGGUAGCGAUCCAGGCGAGCGCCAUGCACCCCCAGGUGACGGCGCGCACGGUGUGACUCAGGCACAGACCGGCACCGGCGAUGUUGAGCGGGGUGUGGAGGGCGUUGAAAACUCACGUGUGACCGGCCGAACUUCUCCGCCGCGUGCAGAGACAGAGUCGGGAGGGGGUCGGACAAAGCUGGGAUCCAGACAGUCUGGAGCAAGGCCUGAAAAAGCGCCAGUGGGAGAGCCGGAUGAGCAGCAGGAACAAGGAUCGCUGGCGGCGAAAGGGCUCGAAGAAGCCGACUUGCCUCCGCGUGCAUCAUCACUUUCGGAGGAGCCCCACGGAAGUGCAGAGAACGAGCAACGUGGAAACGCGUUCCAUACAGAGCGAAGACGAGCGCUCUCCGCUGGACGGAUUGCAGGGGGCAAGGACCGCAGCACUCCCCCGUUCCUGCUGUCUUCGGAUGCUUCCCUUCGCAUUCGAGAGGCGAGGAGCUUCUUCAUGAACGCCUGCAGGCCGUCGGGAGUGCGUCGCAGCUCAGGGGCUGCUAUCGCGUGCUCGCGGAACUGCGGAGGAGCCGCCAGUAGUGCAGCUGGGCCGACGGGACUGAAGACGUCUUCUGGGCGCAGCCGGUCUGCGGGAGAUUGCACAAGAAAAGCCGCCCAGGUCGAGGGAAUGUCUGCGGCCGACGCUGACGCGCCUGCUGCAGGCAAUGUUCGCGGCAUUCCUCCGGUUUCACCAGUCGAAAACCUGGACGGCGGCACGCGCCACCCACUCCGUGCCCCAGUGGCAACCAGUGACCAACUCACAGCUUCCGAACUGCAGAAAGAUCCUUCCCUUCCGUCUCCAGAGAGAUCACGGCGGCCCCACGGCGACAAUGUGCGCGGAGGCGAACGGGGAGGAGGGCACGAAAGGGUCUCUGAAUCUGGCAAAUCGAGUACUGGAAGGCGGCACACAGCCGCAUCGAAAGCGGGCGCUUCUUCGUAUGGAUCGCGUGCCUCGUCAGGACUGGUCGCCGCUCAGGGGCCUCAGGCUGUUUCCGCCCCCUCUCUCUCCUCGCAGUCCGUGUGCGAUGCUGCGCCUUCUGCGUCGGCGGAGCUAGCCGUUGUUUCUUCAUCCUUGCAUUCCUUGUCAACAUCCUUUAUGGGAGACUUACGCCAGCUUCGAGGUGUGUGCUACGCCGCAGCUGAGGAGGGACAGCUGCGGUCGAUGAUGUCGAUCUCGCGGAGGAGUACGAGUAAAUACCGGCGGCGGAGUAGGCGAGCGUCGGCAGCCUCCCUGCCGCCUUCUUCGCAGAAAUGCCUUCGCGCCUCCGUGUCGUCUCCGCGUCGUCCGCCUUCCUUCCUUCCGCGUCCGCAGAAUCGGCUGUCCUGCCCUGACUCGGGUCUGUGCGAAGCGCCCAGUGAAAGCGCCUGCCGAGGAAGCUUGGCCGCAGAAAACGGACUGAGUGGGGACAGGGUGGAGCCCAGCGCGGGCGCUGGAGGAAGGGACGGCGCGCGUGCCUGGGGGGCGAGGGCGGUGCCCGAGGAGGGAGAAGAGCUUUCUGGGAUGCCAGAUGCUGCGGAGGCGCCUGGAAAAAGGCAGGCCGUCUCUGUGACUGAAGGAAGGGGAGAUGGGCGUACGGCAAAAGCUCAGAAGGAAGGGGAAGAAGAGGGAAUGCGCGGGAAGGGAAGCAGAACGGGCGAGAGACGGCAGAGAAGCAUCUCAGAAGACCUGCAGGCGCGGCAGGCUGUGUCAAGCCCUGCGAGUGCGGUGCCCGAGGCCAAGGCCGCUGCCGGGAGAGCGGCAGGUCCUCCAGGUACAAGUGGCAGAAGUGUAGAGUCUGCAGAAACGCCCAGUGCAGCAGAGCUGAGAGACAGGUACGUGGAGCUUCUGGGGGAUCCGGGCCGGGAAGGAGGAAAAGAAGAGAGCUGGGCCCCGAUGAAACGCUGUCAGUCUCCUUGGCGUGGAGAGACCGUGAACGCGAGUUCGCUUGCCUCGCAGAGUGCAAUAUCUAGCACCUUCGCGGGAGCUGUGCCUCCCCAAAAGGCGCAGAGAAGCCCGGUGGAGACCGACGCCAAGGAAAGCUCUCGUUCGAUGGACGAAGAAAGGAAAAGCCAAACGCAGGAGAGAAGUGAGCUGGCGCCGGAGGCAACGUCGCCAGCAAUGGAGGCACGACCUGUGGCGGCAGCGACCUCGGGGCUAUUCCAGACGCGGGCAGUGGAGCCGGCAAAGCAUCUUCAGGAUGCGGCGAACCGCGUGGGAGACAGUCAGGCUCCUGCCUGGCGCCAAGGGCCAGGAUUGGCGAGCGGGGAAGUUUCAGAAGGGAAGGGCGUGACCAGAGACACGUGUGCAGCGCGUCAUGGGCCCAGCUCUCAGUCCGGUCUUGAUCAUGCGAGUCCUCAGAUUUCAGUUCACAUUCUUGAUGAAGAAGAGCAGUCGGCCUCUCGUCCUGUUUCUCCGCCGUCCUCGGUGUCUUCCACCGUCUUCCCCUCUCGUCGCGUUUCCGCGGGUCGCCUCUUUACUGGGCCGUGUAGAACCAGCAGUGGUGAAGUUCGCUCUGGUGAAGAAGACAGCACAGUCGAGGAGGGAAAGACAGCGGAAUUGGCUCAAGAACAGAACAGUGAAGCAGGUGCCGCUUCCCCGCUGGAAAAUGGAUCCCACGACGGCGGAGGCGUCUGUGUGUCGUCUGCGGCAAGGACGCAUCCGGCUUCGUGUGUAGGCUCUUCUUCUUCAUCCUCACCUGUCGCAGCCACUGGCCGGCAGCCAGAGUCCGCGAGUGCGCCUGGGAUUCUUGCUUUCCACAGAGGACGACUGGCGGCAGGACGCUCCUUCGUGGCUCAGCCGGUAGGCACCACCAGUGAACCGCUCGAAGCUGCGCGAGACGGUGAAGCCACAGACGACAAGGAAGACGACGGGGACGUGAGCGACGCGCCGACGACGUGUGAUGUGUCUUCUGUUCCCCCGAUGGUGGAAGGCGCGCACCGCAGCACCCACGGCUCUUCUUCGUUGACCAGCCGGCAGCCGUCGCGCGAUCGGAGUGCUCCAGAAGGUGAGGCCACGAUGAGAGCAAGGGCGCCCACUUCUCCACUGAACGGCGACGCAAGAGCUCGACGCGGCUUACCCCCCUCCACCCACGGGAAAGCAACUGAGGCGAUGCAGCCGACGCAGCCUUCCUCUUUCUCAUCUGGCUCGUGUUCAUCGUCGCCUCGGGAGUCUGCGAGGAGAGACAGCGGGGAACGGAAGAGGGCUCGCGACGCCGGCUUCGUCGCCGACUUGAGGGCUGAGCUGCAGGUGCCCAAGUCGAGCGGCGGUCACCCGAGUGCAGCUGGCGAGCCAGGCUGGGUUCUGCGCGGCGACGUGGAUCAGCUUGAGGAUGGCGUAGAUGCUGAGCGGGCGGAGAGCUCGGAUUUUCGUCUGUCCAGGGGGCCCGCGCUGCAAAGCCGCGUGGAGAAGGAUGGUAGGCGUUCACAGCGGGAACGAAGAGAGAGCGACGGAGACUCCGCAAAGCGGACGCAGGAGGAGAGCCAGUCAGGGACCAUCUCUGUGUUGGCGGCCUCUCCACCCUCCUCACCGGCGAAUGCAAGCUGUCGUGGAGCGACGGAUGCGCGAAACCAGGCGCGUGGCGACGCGUCUCUGCGUGGUACACAGGAGAAACUUCCGUUCCCCGUAGGCCAGGCUGCGCCGGCUUUCCUGCCUUUCGGCCUGGGUGGUGCAGCUUCUUCAGUCGCGCCCUCAGGCGCCUCUUCUUCAUCUCCCCUGUUUUGUCUGUCGGCGACGGUGGCAGCGCCGCAUACGACGGGAGAGCGGCGCGUGGCUCCGCUGGUCGCUUCUGACCCUUCCGGCGGAGGCGAGCUCGGCGCAUCGGCGGGGGCAGGAGGAAAAGUGCAGGAGGGUUUGGGCGCAGACAGCUCGCUUCCGUCUCCUGCUCCGAGUCGCUGCUCGUUUCUGGCCUCGUCGCGUUCGUCGUCAGGCACCGGGGCGCUGCAUCCGGCGCGCGCCACACCGCCCUCCCUCUUGCAGGUGCCUCCUCCUCUAGUGAGUCCUUCGCAGUCGGCGGCGCUGCCUCACCGCGCAGGCUGGACGCGCGACAGGAGGCGGCCGUCGUCGCCCCGCGCGUCUUGGCACUCAUCUCCGCUGUCGCUUCCAGGCUUAAGUGAGCGAGCCGCUGCUUUGGGGGAAGGCGGCGACGGGCGACAGCGAGGACGCGCAGGCCACGGGCAACCGGCGGAGCACCCUUCGACCUCCGCGACAGCCGAUGCAGGCGCAGCGCAUAAACGAGUAGAGAAGAGGAGACUGUCCACCGGAGAUGAGCAACAGGGGACAACACAGGCAAAGCCACCGUCCCCCGUGGGGAGUUCACCCAUCUCCGGCAGGCAGUGGCUUCCCUGCACGUCGCCUUGCUCCUCUUCGUCGCCUUCUCCCGUUGGUCGGCGUGAGUCGUUCUUUAUCGCCGUACCUGUCCCCGUGGGUCGCUGCAGGGAGAAAGGAGACCGCAGCCGCCGCGACUCGCAGACGAAGGCUGGCGAAGGACAGCCGAGUGCGUCCCGGCGGAGCGAAGAGAACGACAGUGCCCGACGGGCGGGCGCGCUGGGCGAGCUGGCAAACAGCAGCAAGAGGCUGCGGGGUAAAGAGGCCUCAUCCGUGGUGGGAAAACGAGAGGAGAAGACCGGCACAGCAACAACUGGUUCCACAGCUUCUUCCCCUUUGACAAGUUCUCUUCGCUCGCCUGCAUCUUCCUUGCUUCCCUCUGCUCUUUCUUCUGGCCCUGCUGUCCACCACGCACCCGUGGAGGGAGGCAGACGCCAGCACCGCGGAGCGGACAACUGCCGUCGACUCUCGGUCGAAGCUGCUGAACUCCGAGCAGGCGCAGCAGGCGGGCACUCUGACGGUGGGGGCGCUGCACAGGUCAGUGAGACGCGUGUCUCCGCCGUGAGGUCCCAGUGCGUGCCGGACAGGGGCGGAGAAGAAAGAAGCGAAACAGGCUGUCGGAGGCUAGAGAUCGAAGAGGAGUCAUCCUCGGUCUCCGGUCAGCAUCGCGCGUCUACACGCGCCGCGCGGACUUUGCCUCCGCGCGUGCCUGGUGACGCCGGCUCCUCCCUGCCCUCGCCUCCGUCUCCGUCGCAGGCAGCGACCGUCUCGCCCAGUGCGUCGCCGCUGACGCGCCCCAGCAGGAAGCAGCCGAAGAGUGUUUCGUCUCUUCCAAUGUUCACUCGGGGUCAGGCGUGGCUUCAGGGCGUGCUGGGCGAGUGUGUCGGCUCGCUGUCACUGGCAAAGAAAGUUGAGUCGGUGCUGGCAACGUGGAAAACAAAGCUGGCUGACUUUGCUGCUGUGGCGACCGCCAGAGUUGUCGAGUCUCUCCUCGAUGAAGAGACCAAGGCUGACCUGGCGAUGGCGCUUCCGCCCGCCUUCUGCGAACUGCCCAACCUGGCGAGCGCGCAGCUGGGAGCGAAAGUCAUUUUCUGCAGCGGCUCGCGGCCGAGUGCGCGGCUGAGCGCUAUGCGCCUGCUGAGUCAGUAUCCACUCACGCUGGACGACGAACGUCGGUAUCUGCGCAAGGAAGAGAGCCACACCGCGAUCUCAGAAUGGAACGAGGGAGACGCGAGCAAAGACGUCUGCAUCAUCGUUCGUCUCGCUUCACCGGCUAUCGUGCACGGCAUUGAGCUCGUUCUGGAUCAAAGUGGAGCCGGCGCGGUGCGGACCGGAGAAGAAAAGAGAGAGGGAACGCUACUAGACGAUGCGAAGAUGUCUCUUGAUGUCGCCUCCCUUUUCGGAGGAGCGGAUGAAUCCUGUUUGUUGGAUGGCGAGGCACCAUCCGUGUGGAAGUCCGCUGUGUCGCUGGAGCCGCUCCUCCCGAACGAGGAGCGUCUCGUGUUCGCUCUAAGGACCGACGGUUUACCUCUCACGCAUCUUCGAGUUUCGCUGCACCUCGCAGCGCGGAGGCAAGACCGCGACGUGUGCGCGGAGGCAGAGGGACUCGCGCGCGAAGUUGAGGGCGACACAAUAUUUGCAGGUGUCCGUCGAAUUCGUGUGUAUGGCGAAGUAUGGGGAGACUCAGACGAUGCGCUGGAACGCGUUGAGGAAGGCCGCGUGGAAGUAGUCAGCGACGUGCUCAAAGGAGCGGCUAUCGUUGCAUGGGACGACGCAAGCAUUCCGGUGGGUCCCCCGCCGAAAAGAAGAAGGAAGGAGGAACCAGAGGAGCGAGCGGCAGGAGAAAGGCGCCAAGAGGUGCUCCUGUCAGCUUUUGGAGUGGGAGAGCAAGCGGAGGAGGCUGAGACGCCAAAAGAGAAUCAGUCAACGUGGAGAUGUGUAGAGAUGGCCGUUGUGCGCCUCAGCACGCGCGCUUCGCUCGAACGCGUGGAAGUUGUCUAUCGCGCAGCCGGUGACGAAGAACGUGGCGCCGCAUCUGGCGAGACGGGGGGUAGAGCCUCUCUCCAAAGAAUUCAGGCGCCGCCGGAGGCUUUCCAUACUGAAGAGUCAAAAGAAAACAACCAGCAUCUGCCCUCCAUCACUGUGGAACUAUGGGAUGCUGAAGAUAGCUCGCUGGUGAGUCCUGCAGGGGAGCAAUACUGA